Molecule: messenger RNA, 198 nt
Organism: Colletotrichum spaethianum
Lineage: Eukaryota; Fungi; Ascomycota; Sordariomycetes; Glomerellales; Glomerellaceae
Exons: 1
Coding region: 1-198 (65 amino acids)
Source: RefSeq, a predicted model, not a curated record
AUGUCACUUUCCAUGGUUAAACGAGCCCCAAACCUGGAAGCUGACGGCAUCGUCACAUUGGAAAGGACAGAUCCAGCGCGUCAAGUGGUCCCCUUCGAAAGGGCUGCCUUCGCCAACGGGUGGCUGACCAUGGGCUUGGACGCUGUACAACCUGUCAACCGAAGCCACAACCACGGCACGAGCAUGGACGGUCCGUAG